AUGUUAACACUUCCAUACACACCACCUGGUCUACACAACGUGUAUCUGCGAUUGCAAGAACGAGGUGUUAAACUGGCAGAUAAGAAUAUUGAAUCAGAUACCCUCAGUGAUAUAGGUUUGAUUAUUGGUGCUGAUUAUUAUAAUGCAUUUGUGUAUUGUCACGAUAAAUAUGAUGAUGUAUGUUUGCUUGGUAGCACCGCCGGUGCUGUUAUUUUUGGUCCUAUACCCAAUUGGGCUUUUAAUGUUAUAAGUGAUGAUGAAAAUGUAAGAUCUGUAAUAAGUACACAGAGUAUAGUUUGCUCGAGAGUCACUGCUUCUGUAAAUCCUCUUGACGGUGAGGAUAUUUCUAGACUGUGGUCAUUAGAUACGAUCGGCAUCGGGAAGGAUGCGCGAUCCUAUAACGAUCAAGCAGCGAUCGAACAUUUCAAUGAGACUAUUGUAAAGACUGAUAAUAAAUAUACGAUUGAUUUGCCAUUUAAGAGCGAUGCCAGACCCCCUACGGGUUAUAGAAAAGCCUUAGGUCAAUUAUAUUCACUUAAGAGAACCUUUCAGUCUAAACCAGUCAUGUUUGAUCAAUAUCAGUCUGUUUUAGAUGAGUGUGUUAAGUUAGGAUUUAUUGAGGAGGUAAAGUUAGAAGAUAACUCCUUUGAUCCAGUUGAUGGCAUUAAUCAUUAUUUACCUCACCACCCAGUUUUUAAGGAAUCUGCUACGACUCCAAUUAGGAUAGUUUUCAAUGCAAGUAGUAAGGAGUCACAACAUGCAAAGUCUCUCAAUGAUUGUUUACAUGCGGGACCUAAUCUGGCGACGAAAUUGACAGAUAUGCUGCUGGAAUUUCGUCAGAACAAAUAUGCUGUAGUAGCAGACAUAAGUAAAGCUUUCCUUAGAAUAGGAAUUAAUGAAAAUCACAGAGAUUUCACAAGAUUCUUAUGGUUUGCUUUUAGAGAGUUUAAGCAUGUCAAGACUUUUAGAUUUAAGGUUUUAUUGUUUGGAGCUACUUGUUCACCUUUUCUGCUGAAUCAGACGAUACAAUAUCAUUUGCAAAACCAUUCAGAUCCCAUCGCCAGCUCAGUCAAGAAGUCCUUUUAUGUGGAUAACUUUAUGAAAACUUAUGAGAAAUGUGAAGAUUUAGAACUCGAGAGUAAUAAGGUAAACCAAAUUAUGCUGGAAGCUAAUAUGUCUUGGGAGAAUGGCGGGCUAGCAAUUUGA
Messenger RNA from Macrobrachium nipponense, 1206 nucleotides. RefSeq lists its product as uncharacterized. The record is from RefSeq and is a predicted model, not a curated record. Bases 1 to 1206 code for a protein of 401 amino acids. The transcript has a single exon. NCBI's taxonomy places the organism in Eukaryota, Metazoa, Arthropoda, Malacostraca, Decapoda, Palaemonidae.